CUCUUGAUCCUGAAUUCUUUUUUUCCUGGACCAAGUCAUGACUUGAUUUUUAUGGACUUUCUCGGAUUGUUCUUUCGAGAUCCAUUGGCGGGUAUUCCAGCAGAAUUGCUUAAAGUUACGUGGUUUCAAUUGAGCGGGUCUGUACCAGUAAUUCCUGGAAAGAAGUAUCGCAUUAGUUUCAAACUGGGCUUCAAUCCAAACUCAUUUGGUUGGAAGGCCCAUCCUACUUUUCUGAUGGCCAAGAUAGGGAAAAGUGGACGGUACGUCUGGAAAAGUCUAAAGGGAGUAGAGCGGAUGCCCGGAGGACCAAUUGACUUACCGGACCAUUGCAAUCCAUUUGAAAUUGAAGUUCCACCCUCAGCUUUGGACACAACGCUUUAUUUUGGGAUUUAGGAAAUUUGGUCUGGCAGGGAAAAGAGAGGGUUACUAGUAUAUAGCGCAUCUGUCAAAGAAGUAAAAACAGAUCAUUAAGCUCUGUUCAGAUAAUUUGCUGUCAAGUAUGUUUUUGUUUCUUAUCAGUUGUUAGCAACUAGCCUGGUGUUGAGCCUUGUCAUUGCUAAACAAACUGCAUUGUCCUAAGUUUUAUGUAUUCUGUGGGUGCCAGAGGCAAGUCUAUUCUCAAGGAUUUAUUUUCUGAAGCUUUCUAUGAUAAGUUUUGGCUGCUAUUUUUCUUGCCUGAUUAAGCUGGUGCUUUAAGAAAGAACUCAUACAUGC
Molecule: messenger RNA, 714 nt
Organism: Rubroshorea leprosula
Lineage: Eukaryota; Viridiplantae; Streptophyta; Magnoliopsida; Malvales; Dipterocarpaceae
Source: the annotation of a GenBank genome assembly